AUGUAUCUAUUAUUGUGCAUCAACCAGAGCCCUGCACUGAUACCCAUCGCUUUACGGGCUGCAUUCUGGGGAUAUAAUCUACCUUUCACUGCUCUCCCCAAAGACGUACAACUUCAUCUCCCACUCUUCCCGGCAAUGAACGCAGGCCUGACGUUGGCGGAGUUAAAUUCCGUCGACGAGGAUGUCAUUAAUAGAGUAUUGAAGGCGAUGCCAGUCUGCCGGCAGAUAUCAGGUAAACCUGAUUUGGGCUAUAUUUGGAAUAGUGUAACGAUUGUGGCUGAAAGGGCGAUUACAUUGCCAGUGACGGUGCUAUAUGUGAUGACUGUAGCGUUUGCCUUCACCACAGAUAUCUCCAACGCCAUUUUGACCAAGGUAUUAGAGCUGCGGUCUGGAGUAUGUGUCAUGCAGCCUAUUCCAGUAUCGUUUUUGAUCUUCAGUUAUACCAGCAUACCGAAGUUUAUUCUGGACGUUGUAUUCGUGACGUUGAUCGGCUUUAAAACGACCACGUACUACAUGCAAGCCUUAAACAAGAAAUGGAGCGGAGCCAUCCUCAUGAAAACUCUCGGUCAAGGCGCUUUCUUAUGCUACUUGAGCAUUUGCCUGACGAUCCUUCUCCUCAUGCUACUCCCCCUCUUGGCUCCGGAAUUCUUUUUCAUUGCCGAAAGCGUCUUGUUCUCAUUAUUUGCGAUGACUGUCAAUAGGCUUGUUCUUGGUAUGAACAAGGCCAAUUUACGUGGUUUGAACGACUUUACAAGCCAGCACUCGCAUGAGGUAGACAUUGCAUUUGCCAUGUCUACAUCAUUCACGUUGACGUAA
Molecule: messenger RNA, 816 nt
Organism: Coniophora puteana RWD-64-598 SS2
Lineage: Eukaryota; Fungi; Basidiomycota; Agaricomycetes; Boletales; Coniophoraceae
Exons: 9
Coding region: 1-816 (271 amino acids)
Source: RefSeq, a predicted model, not a curated record